Molecule: messenger RNA, 1887 nt
Organism: Mya arenaria
Lineage: Eukaryota; Metazoa; Mollusca; Bivalvia; Myida; Myidae
Product: sulfotransferase 1B1-like
Exons: 7
Coding region: 278-1159 (293 amino acids)
Biological process (GO): sulfation
Cellular component (GO): cytoplasm
Molecular function (GO): sulfotransferase activity
Source: RefSeq, a predicted model, not a curated record
UAUACAUCCGAGGUUGCUUUCGAAAAAAAUGGCCGAGGAGCUCCGAAUGAUUCUCAAUAAUCGCCUCACGACGUCCCGCUAUAGGAUUGACUAUUUACACUGCGAGUGGAAUAAAGUGAACGCCAACAUGCUAUAGGAUUUAAUGAUGCUGAAUGAAACUUAGGUAUCCGUAGAUGUGACAUUAUAAAUUACGGGGUUCAGUAGGAUUUAGACGGGAAACGUGAUUUUUCUUAGUUCUUCGAUUCCCAUUGAGCACUGACAUUCUUUUAACGGGAAUAUGGAGUUUGUAAAAGGAAGCGUCCGGGACGCCGCUGGAAAUGGAUUCGACACCGUGACAUUUGGGGAUCUUGUACUUCCUGCUAGGUUCGGGGAACAGAGCUACGAGAAACAACUGGAAUCCAUCAAAAACUUUCAAUAUCAGGACCAUGAUAUUUUCAUAUGCAGUUUCAUAAAAACAGGUUCCCACUGGAUGAACAAUCUAGUCCACUUUCUCAUCAACCCCGGACCCGUGGAGCAGAUGUUGACCGUCAGUCCAAAGUUAAUCGACUUCUUCCCGAUCGAGAAAGUCGCUGAACAAACUCCACCGAGAGUUAUCCUGACGCACUUUACACCAGACAAACUCCCGAGCGAACAUUUGGAGCAAAAAGGGAAGAUGAUUCUGGUGACAAGAAACCCUCGGGAUGUUUUGGUCUCUCACAGACACCAUGCUCUGAAGCACGAGUUCUUUGACUUCGCCGACAUUGAGUGGGACACUUUCUUUGACAACUGGGUUGCAGGCAAAGUUCCUCCUGGAUCAUAUUUCAAUUUUUAUAAAAAAUGGAAACAGUACUUGAAGGAAAACAACCCGAACAUCAUUCUUGUGCAUUAUGAAAAUCUGAAAAAGAACGGUGUAGCAGAGCUGAAACGAAUAAGCGAGUUCCUAAACGUCGAAAACACGGACGAGCGACUGGGUCAGAUUUUGGACCGUUGCUCGAUUGAGCGUUCAAAGUCUGACAUUGAGAGCGGACAGGUUAAAACUCAACUGGUGGACAAGGAUGGGAAGCCAUUUAUUUACAGAAAAGGAAUUGUUGGAGACUGGAAAAAUCACUUUACGGUUGCACAAAGUGAGAUUUUCGAUACUCUUGAAGAGAAAUUCAAGGACGAUAUAUUCACAGUCUAGGACAAAAAAAAUGCUAAGAGAGCGAACGUGACAUGGAAUAGUAGAAUGUGAUCAUGUUCUGGACAAAUUUAGGAAACACGUGAUAGUAUUAGUUGCGACUUAACGCAAAGAAUUUAUUAUCAGGAAAUAGUGUAACCACGAAGGCAUACUCAUAUUAGAAAUAAAUUAGAUACCUCAGCACAAUACUCACGAACAUCCCCAUUUUCAUGCUGCAUGACCUACAUAGGAUUUUUUUAAAGCACUCGCAGAAACGUUGAAAUCUAUUUCUCUUUUUGAAGGUUUAGCAUAGUGAAUUACUAUUAAAAAAAUAUAAAUAGUUAUAAACUUGUUGCAAGCUAAAAUGCUAUCAACCUAUAAUUUUUAAGAUAUUUGAGGAAAAGAAACCUACUUUUCAGAAAUAUAUACGGCGUUUAGCGUCAAUUUUGGAAUGUCCAUGACAUUUUACAUUUAUAUAAAAAAGAACCUGAAAGUACCCUUUGGUAAUUUAAAAAAGUUUUUGUUAGUAGUGUUUUAAUACAAGUCAGCAUUAAUAUUAUCUAUUCUUUUCAUUUUUCAUUUGGACUAAUUGUUUUGGUGAUUGGGAAAAAUAUAGAGCAAUUUGCAUUAAAAAUUGGUCCGAUAAACAUACCCUUCAAAAGGAUCGAAAAAACACAUGCAUGUUGUUAGAUUUCACUAUGCCUCACAACAUAUUCUCAUAUAGACAGAGAUGGAAUAAAAACCGAAUUGAA